Molecule: messenger RNA, 1063 nt
Organism: Pseudoliparis swirei
Lineage: Eukaryota; Metazoa; Chordata; Actinopteri; Perciformes; Liparidae
Gene: fip1l1a
Product: FIP1 like 1a (S. cerevisiae)
Exons: 10
Coding region: 54-971 (305 amino acids)
Source: RefSeq, a predicted model, not a curated record
GAAAGGCAAAUAAUAAAUACAUAAAAUAAUCUUUUAAAAACGGGUUAAAAACAAUGUGUGUUGAUUUCAACAGUUGGUUGCGGUUGGUUGCAGUUGGUCUAAUAAACGUGUUUCUGACCAUUAACACGGCUGGCAGGGAUGAACAGGAGGACAUCAUUAUUUUAUUUAUUUUAAUUAUUAUUAUUAUUAAAAUGUCUUUGUCGGAUUCUGAGUCUGAUGUCGCCCCCGAAGAAGACGAGGAGGGGAAAAUGUAUCAGUUUAUUUAUGAUAUGAAGAUCGGAGAUGACAGGGAGGACAAAGAGGAGGUUCCAACCCCGUCCAGCUCCAGCAGCGCGCCCGUGACGAGCAGCGCUGGACGGGCCCAUGUUGUCGUGAAGAAGAGCCCAACAGGGCCAACGAGUCCAACGGGGCCAACGGGGCCAACGGGGCCAACGAGUCCAAUGGGGCCAAAUAGGUCCAUCCUGGUGAAAAAGAAAUUGUGGAAAAGCGCCGGUGCAAACAUGUCGGACUUCUUUAACUACGGCUUCACUGAAGCCAGCUGGUUCGCCUACUCCAGGAAGCAGAAGGCGCUGCGCGCAGCCAGGGGGUACACGAAGAGCCCCCACAGAGAGGAAUCCUGCCAUGAGGCGUCAUUCGGCUGCCCGACGCCACCUGACCUCAGACAGAGUGAAGGGACCGGAGCAGGGCAAGACCCCCGUGGUCCUCAGGUGGAGGUUUUCCCCGAGGGGGGCAGAUGUGCUUGGCACCACCCGCCUCCCUCUGCAUCGCCGCCUCCUCCACCGCUCCACCGACGACCCCGUCCUACCACCCACCGGCCACCAGGGGACAGCAGACGCUCUCGAGGCCCCGAGGACCCCCCCACGCCGCUGCACCGCCCACCAGGUACGAGGCUCCGCCCACACGCCCACGAUGACGCCGUGUCUGUUGACUGUGGAGUAAACGGACCUUUAGUGAGUCACGCGUUACGAUGAAGACGAGGACGUCGAGUGAAGUCAGCUGAUGAGACAGACGUCGUGCUUCGGUUCAGCUGGAUUGAGCUCAGCAGCCGGUCGAUCAACAUGAG